Molecule: messenger RNA, 574 nt
Organism: Bolinopsis microptera
Lineage: Eukaryota; Metazoa; Ctenophora; Tentaculata; Lobata; Bolinopsidae
Exons: 4
Coding region: 74-499 (141 amino acids)
Source: RefSeq, a predicted model, not a curated record
UUUAACACAAUUCUGCACUGUAUUGUUUGAUUUGGAAAUUACUUAUACAUUUCGCAAGAUUCAGAGUAUAAAAAUGGUCCGUCGGUGUGCUGGAUCAUCCCAGAGGCGUAUGUCCGCCACUGCUGAACCAAUCGGUAGUUCCGGAAGCAGAUCAUCAAGAAGACGCUCGUCAGUUAUACAACCAUCAUCAUACGAGUUACCCGAACACAGCACCAGUCCUAUCAACCUUAACAGACGCAGCUCUGUUGUGGACCUCAACCGGAGAACUUCCGUUGCUUCAAACAGUUCCAGUACUGAUCUAGAUCAGAUAACAGACAAAGAAAUGGAACGGCUGCUGACUCUUUACAAUUCAAGGAAAAUCGAAUUUAAUCCUAUGACUAUGAGUGUUCGAGAGGAAAAAUUAAAGUCAGUUAACAGUAAGGGAUCAGAUAGUGUAACACUGAUGAUACUCCUCGUUCUUGGAAUUCUAGCCAUAUUAGCGUACGUUAUAUGCAGCUAGAUGUUCAUAGGACAGACACAAUUCAUAAAUCAGUCUGAUGCAGCUCUAAGGGCAAAAGAAGAAAAGACAAUAAUC